AAUUGGAUUCUGUCUCUUGCCGCGAACGGACGUUGCGAUACUUUUCCGCGGUGCGGGUGACGUGACAGUGCAAAAAUUAAAUAAACCAACAAAAACAGAAAAAGAGGAGAGAGCAAAUAAAAACAGCAAAAUUAGCUGGAGGAGCAACAACAAAUUUGAUACAUACCUAUAUAUACGUGGUUUAAUAGUGAAACACGCACACGCACGCACGUUGUUCGCUCGCCUGUACAUAUAUGUAUCCGAGUGUGUGUGUAUAUAGAGGCGGCUGGUAAAAUUCCACUGUGAAACGAAAGGAAGUUAUUGUUUUUGCGGCUGUGUACAUGUAUAUAUAUUAAUAAAACAAAUAAGAGUGUGUGUGCGUAAAGUUGAUAUAAACCUGAAAACGUGUAAACAAAAAUUAAACAAAAACCCGGUCGCCGCAAUCACGUUUUUCGACAUUAUUUGUUUUUCAAUGUUUUUUUGUGAAUACCGCCAGCGAGAGAGGGAAAUGCUCCAACAAGUGCACUUUAAUUGAAGCUCCGAAAAUAGAAGAAAUAAAAAACCACAGGGAGAGAAGAAUUAAACGCGUUAUCGCUAUCGUUAUCGCACCCACACACACUCAUACACACGCACCCAGUGAUAAGCGGAAAGAGUAAACAGGCGGUACACACACUUAUCAGCAUUUUCCACUCGUUCCACCAUAAAUAAACACCCCGCUUCUCGUAAUGUCAUUCUAAAAUUUUGAAAAUAAAUCCGGGACGUGAAAGAAGAAAAAAAGGUACCUAUCUCAGCUUGAAAGAAGGAAAGUGACUCGCCGCACAGUGAAUUCGCCGCCGCCGUCGACUCGACAACCUGUUUGCUCGGCACCCAAUUCGCCCCGGCAUUCCCCAUUCCCCAUUCAACUCGAAAUUAUUUCUACACUGACGUAAGGAGCAGCACUGCCACCAUUCCACCGCAACUGCAGCAAACCACGUCGACGCAGCAGCAGACGCAGCAACCACAGUUGCAGUUGCAGCACCGCAAAACGGUCACACUGCCCAGGAGCGGAUCAGCCAUCGAGGUCCAAGGAGGCGGAGGAGGAGGAGUGCGGAGCGGACCGGGGAGCAGGGGGAGCAGGAGUCCCUCGCCCACAUCCACCAUGGAGCCCUAUUGGAACGAGUCCAACGGCCACGCCGCCCAUCCGGUCAAGUAUGAGAGCGAAGCAGCUGUCUCCAGUUUUCCUUAUUGCACAGAAUCUAGUUUAAAUUUUUCAACAUCAGCAACGGCAUACAGCGAGGACGAUGCUGAAUAUGCCACCGGAAGACGUAAUAAGACAUCGAGGCAAGAUCCUCUAUCCCAUCGAAUUAUCGAGAAACGGCGGCGAGAUCGCAUGAACUCCUGCCUGGCAGACCUGUCCCGCCUCAUCCCGCCGCAGUACCAGCGAAAGGGGCGUGGCCGCAUCGAGAAGACGGAGAUCAUCGAGAUGGCCAUCAGGCACCUGAAGCACCUGCAGAACGAGUGCCAGCAGAAGGAGAGCGACUACCGGAGUGGCUACAUGGACUGCAUGAAGGAGGCGGCCAAGUUCCUCUACGACGUCCAUAUGCAGGACUUUUGCCACCGACUUUUGGGUCGCCUGCAGGAGCACAUCGAUGAGAUGUUCAAGACGGACUGCUACAAGUCGACGCGCAGCUGCCACAUGCCGGACAAUGUGAGCGCCUCCAGCGGCAGCCCCCACCAGGCGUACCACCCACCGCUGUGCCACCUGCGCGACAUGCUGGCCACCUCGGCCUCGGAUGUGGAGCACAGUCAGGAUCACAACGAUGUCAAGGAUCUGAGUUUCCGCAAUCAUCUCAACCAGCUGCAACGGAGUCAGCAGGCGGCGGCAGCGGCAGCAGCAGCAGCAGCGGCCGCAGCAGCAGUUGCAGUGGCCAAUGGCAGCUCGCCGGCGUCCAAUGUUGGACUGGAUUCCAAGGUCCCGUUGACCAAUGGUGGUGGUGCCAAUGGUGAAGCAGCGCUGGCGGCCGACAAUGUGCCCAGUAAUUCCACGGGCAGUGGAGCUGCAGCGUUGGCGGCCGGAAACAGCAGCAACAGCAGCGGCAGCAACAGUAGCAACGCGGCCAGCUCCACCACCUGUCCGCCGGCCGGAGGAAGCUGUCCGACCAAGAUCACGCCCCUAGCGGCACACCAGCAGCCCCACCAGGCGCCGGUGAUAACGUCCACGGCCCCGCAUCAUCUUCAUCACCACCACACGGACAGCAGUCACCACGACUUUGAGUCCUCCCGGGAGCCGAUCCUUCACACCGACACCUCCAACAUGCACUCGCCACCUCCGAGGGAUCUGCUGCUACAGCAGCAUCCCCACCUGGCCCACAGCCACCACACCCAGGACAGCCUGAUGUCCGUGAGGAUGCGCAACUAUUCGGAAUCCUCGCACGAGGUGGAGCACAACAACAACUAUAAGUACAAGAACCACAUCAAGGAGCGCUUCGUCCACGAGCUCCACGACGAGGAGACGAGCAGCGAGCACUGUCCGGUGGCCGCGCACCUGCAAAGCGAUCACUCCCACUUGCAGGCCCUGUCGGAGCACUCGAAGGAUGGCACCGAACCGGAAAUAGCCCCCAUUAUGGCCAAGAAGCGGAAGUUGGCCGAGGCGGCGGCCAAUGGGGAGAUACCCCUGGAGGUGCACACCGAAUCGAAUAACGCGGGAGCGGGGAAUCCCUCCAGUCGGCUGGACAAGCCCUCGCCCUCGUUCAACUUCAGCGACAUCAAGGACAUCAAGUCGGAGCUGCACAACGGCAACUCCAAUUCCAGUCCCCUGUUGGCCAAAUUGAAUGCGGCAGCAGCUGCCGGCGGCCAGUUAAGUACUCCGAGCAGCACCACCGCACCACUGCCACCGCGGCACUCCUUCACGGUGCCCAUAUUCGCGCUCCACGGACAGGGGAACUACUAUGUGCCCCUUAAUGUGGACUACAAUGCACUGGUGCCCUUCCUCAAUGGGAUGGAUCUACUGGAGAAAAGCUAUUCCAGUAUGCCGGUGGUGCAUCCCAUCAACAUCAACGUGAACUUUAUGCCCAGUUCACCCUCGGCAUCGCUUUUGGCCGCCGCUGCAGCCGCCGCCGUGGCCGUUGGGAAGCAGCAACAACAGCAGCAACAGUCAGUGGUGGCCGUCGGGGCAGGACUUCCCCUGUCCACCAACUCGGCGGCGGCCCAGGCAGCCGCUGUGGCCGCGGCGGCGGUGGCCAAGGCCAAACUGGAGCAGGCAAUGAAUCAGAGUUGGUAAAAAUGAUUUAAAAAUCGGGCUACGGGUCGACAGAUGGAACAACUCUACCUCAGUACUUCUGUGAAUAAUCAUCAAAUGAUUAAUCUCAAAACAAAAACACUAAGCGACAUCUGCGCCCAAGUAUACCUACAAAAAAGAAAAAAAAAAUGGCAAGGGAGAAGAAAAAGCGAAUUCAUUGGGGGUGCUUCUAAAAUCUCUGGGGGUUUAAGCCAUUGCUUAAGGUGUCUUCGUUUUUUUUUUUGAGCAAAGUAAUUAUCAAAUUGUGUAGAGAUAUAACAAAUUUGUCAAACUAACUAGGUGGAUCACUAUUAUAAAUUCAAUUUACAAAGGAUAAGAAUCUUAAAAAUGUUUAUCAUAAUUUAUAAUAUCAAUCCUUAGAAGAUAUUGCCUAUGACCGCCAAAAUAAAAACCUCUUUCGGAACUUACUUUAUGUGUACAAUUCAAAACUUUUUUCAAACCAGUUCCAUUUGAAUUUUUGAAUUAAGGAAAACUAAUUACUAUUGUUAGAUGGUUAGAUUGCACAGUAAUAUAUUGCUCACAUGAAGGCACCCAAAUAACUGCUUUAAAUUCUCUAGAGAUUUCAAAAGUACAUCGCUGUAUUUGUUUAAAUCACAGAGACGGUCAGGAGCAGCCUCAAAGGCUGGGCACCUACUAGAGAAAUAAUUUCCAAUUGUUAAAUGUGGUGGAGAAAACAAUUAGAGUAGCUAGUUGUUAAAUAUUUUGAACAAAGCAUAAAUGUCUAUUAUAGCGCAUGCAUUGAAUAUUACAAAAAAACAUAUAUGUUGUAUGCAAGCCAAUAGAACGUAUAUGAUGCCAAGAGUCAGUCCCACGUAAAAAAAAUCUAAUGGAUUUUAAAACAAAACUAAAUGUGAAUUAAAUGUAUUUUUUAGAGGUUUAACGUUUUUGCAAUUUAAAUAAGUGUUGUGGUUUCAAAUCAGGUAGUCAGAUAGCCAAGUGACUCCCGACAAACAUACAAAGUAAUCUAUAUAUACAAAACCGAUAUAUUGAUAAAUAUAUAUAUAGUAAACCACUAGUCAGAGAAGUUGUACGAAGACGUAAAAAUAUACAAACAAAAUGGGAGAAAAAACAAAUCAAAAAAUUAUUAUAUUCUAUGUGUAAAUACUAUUAGCAAGCAAAUUGUCCUUUGUUUAAGUUUGUAUUUUAGAGACAAAUUAUGUUAAGUUGGUUGGUUAACACGUGAAAAAAACAAAAAAAAUAUUCGAAAAAAUCCAAAAACUUUUCUAUUCAAGAAAUGCACCAUGUUUCAUUCUCGAAAUGCGGUCUUAUAGUUAUUAUUAUUAUUAUUAUUAUUACUACUGUCUAACACCUAA
Messenger RNA from Drosophila subpulchrella, 4569 nucleotides. RefSeq names its product transcription factor cwo (gene cwo). Lineage: Eukaryota; Metazoa; Arthropoda; Insecta; Diptera; Drosophilidae. The record is from RefSeq and is a predicted model, not a curated record. Gene Ontology annotation, molecular function: RNA polymerase II cis-regulatory region sequence-specific DNA binding; DNA-binding transcription factor activity, RNA polymerase II-specific; protein dimerization activity. Gene Ontology annotation, cellular component: nucleus. Gene Ontology annotation, biological process: anterior/posterior pattern specification; regulation of circadian rhythm; regulation of transcription by RNA polymerase II. The transcript has 4 exons. The coding region runs from base 1118 to 3238 and encodes 706 amino acids.